CCUAGAACGCCUUCGUCUCCCUUCGUUAUUGUUAGUCUUCUCCACGAGGAGUUGGGCUCUUUAUCAAUGAAGCAUAUUGUGAAAAUCCUGACAUUGUUGGUGACCAUCUCUGCCUUAUGGAUUGGCCUCUUACAGACAGCUAUUAUUCCACGUAGUCAUACUUGGUUGCUUCCCAUAUAUUUCGUUGUGUCGCUCGGGUGCUAUGGGCUUCUAAUGGUUGGAGUUGGUUUGGUACAAUUUCCAACUUGUCCUCAAGAAGCAGUAUUGUUGCAGCAGGACGUAGUAGAGGCCAAGGAAUAUUUGAAGCAGAAAGGGAUUGAUGUGGGUGGUUGUGAUUGAUAUUUUGACCAGAGUUCUGGCGUUUUGAAUUUUAGAUACAAAGAAAGACCCUUUUAGAAUAGAAUUCAUGGAACUUCACUUACUGUAGCACUGAUAUUGUGGAAGUCUUCAUAACGAUUGAUUGCUUCCAUGUGAAUGAAAAUUAAGAAAGGUUUUACCAGGUUAAGCAAUGAGCAAAGGAAAGGUGUUUUUUGUACACUUCACCGCUGAUGUUGUUCCUUGCAGAAUUGUGAGUUCUGUCAAGUGAGCCUCUCUCUUUUCCCUCUGGAUGUUCUAUACUCAUAGUGGCGUAUAAACCAAAAGGGCCAGACAGAUGACCUUGUGUUCUUUUCUGCAUCCAGUUGUCAUCAAAGGUCUUCUUGAUCUAUCAGGAUUGCUAACAGCCACAUGAUGUGCUAGCUUCAUCAAGAGGUCAAUGCAUCAUGUGCAUCAUGGUAAAAGU
This is a messenger RNA of Fragaria vesca subsp. vesca, 781 nucleotides long. RefSeq names its product dolichol-phosphate mannosyltransferase subunit 3-like. Lineage: Eukaryota; Viridiplantae; Streptophyta; Magnoliopsida; Rosales; Rosaceae. Gene Ontology annotation, cellular component: endoplasmic reticulum membrane; dolichol-phosphate-mannose synthase complex. The transcript has 4 exons. Bases 67 to 339 code for a protein of 90 amino acids. Gene Ontology annotation, biological process: GPI anchor biosynthetic process. The record is from RefSeq and is a predicted model, not a curated record.